UGAUCCCUGAAGGACUCGUCUUUACUGGUUUGUCGACGGUCAUGGAUCCUCAGGGUGGCCCCUACCUCAACAAGAAGGCCCUGUGCUCGCCCCUGGGCGCGGCCCGCCUCUGUCAGCUGGCCAUGGGCUGUGCCGUCAUCGCCAUGGUGACCCACAGCGCGGGCUACAGCGGCUCCCAGGGCGUCUUCUGCAUGGCCGCCUGGUGCUUCUGCUUCGCCAUGUCGGUGGUGGUGUUCUUCCUGGACGCCACCCGCCUGUACAGCUUCCUGCCGCUGUCGUGGGACAACCUGACGGUCACGUGCGCGGCCUUCGCCACCCUCAUGUAUGUAACGGCCUCGGUUGUCUACCCGCUCUUCUUCGUCCGAUCCGAGUGUCCCUACGCUGGCUGUGAAGUCCGGGACUUCCGGAUCGCCGUGUCGGUCUGCUCCAUCCUGGGCACCCUGGCCUACGGGGCUGAGGUGGUCCUGUGCCGAGCCAGGCCGGGGCAGAUCGUGGUGGGCUACAUGGCCACCGCCUCCGGUCUUCUCAAGGUGGUCCAGGGCUUCGUGGCCUGCGUCAUCUUCGGCGCGCUGGCCAACGGGAGCCAGUACUGGCGCUACGAGGCCACCGUCUACUGCGUGGUGGUCUACGCGUCCUGCUUCGCCCUGACCGCGCUGGUCGUCAUCAUGACGCUGUGCAAGCGGACCAGGAACGUGUGCUGCAUGCCCUUCGACCGCUUCGUGGUGGUCUGCACGCUGCUGGAGGUCCUGCUCUACCUCAGCGCGUCCGUGGUGUGGCCGGUGUUCUGCUUCGACCCAAAGUACGGCUCCCCGUCCAGACCCUCGUCCUGCCCGCAGGGGAAGUGCCCGUACGACAGCAAAGUGGUGGUGGCCGUUUUCUCCUUCCUCAACUUUGGAUUGUACACGGCAGACCUGAUCUACUCCCAGAGGAUCAAGUUUGUGUCAUCGAACGCUAACUCUUGAGUCUAAGGCCUCACUGGAAGCAUUGCUGUGUUUGACUUUGUCUUUUGAAGACAUGGAAUCAAACUGAAAGUGACAUUGUGAUAAAGGUUUAAGGUUCAGGACAGAACCCCCCCCCCUGAGAAUCAGCCUCGCCCAAGCGUCCCGGACUUCCUGGUAUGUCCUCCUCCUAAUCCACGGCACUCCCCUGAUCCCCGACCUGUGGAAUAACACACAGUCUUACUCGCUGCUUGAGUUCCUGCUCAUAAUGCAUGAGCAUCUUGAAUAUAAAUAGUAAAUCCGGCAUCUGUGGCAUCCCAGUCAUCUGCGAACCCCCUCACCAACCGACUCAGGACUGUCAGCUUCCAAAAAUAAGCACGAGUCUCACCGAAGCCAUGACACAGCGUUUAUAAGAGGCUGGUGUGAAAAGCUUCCCUCGGCCCGUUAAGCAAAAGAAACACUUUUAAAAUCGAGUCUUCUGCUUGAUUUCUGCAGCAGGGAUGACCUGCAGUUUGAACUGACACGCUUCUUUAAACACAAUAAUCCCAGUUGGACGGUGUGGAGCUGGUCAGCGUGACCGGCGGGAGUCUGGACUUCUGACCUGUUCUGUCCUCAACUCCCAGGUCAGAUAUCAGCAAGCUGUUUGCCGCCUUUUCCUCGGUGGUUAGAAAUGAUCCGCGUGGAUAGAUGGUCUUUGUAAAGUGUGUCAGAGCACUAAGUGAUUUUACACUUGAAUAAACUUUGCUAAUUUACUCACAUAAAGCUGCUGUAAUCAUUCCAGUUCAUUGAAAAGGCUCUCAGAAAUGGACUCUGAGCCAUCUGUGCACCACCGAACAGUCAGCUGCUAAAAAUGGAACAGCCGCCGAAGACUCAAGACAUUCUUUGUCGGGCGUUGUAGAGACCAAACAGGAGUUAAAGACCCAGACCAACAGGAUUUUUUUUUCCUGUAUUGUUGGAAUAGUCAUAGAAAAUAAGUUUUGUGAUUCUCCCUCAUUUCAUUUACAAAUUCUAACAUGCGUUUUAUGAGCUUUCAAAGCAAAACAAAACCAGCAUGUUCACUUAUGGAGAAGCAAGUGAACUCAAGUUCACUGGUUUGAACCCCAGCGGGGCAUCCUGAGCCCAACCUUUGACCCCAAAUGGCUCAAUUUGCAGCAGCUUGCUCCAAAUGAUCUGCAGUGCCGAGUCUGGAAGGGACACAUCUACUGUUACACAUACAGGAAACACUCGCCUUGUUUUAUUAAGCCAAAAUAGUACAAACUGAUAAAUCCACCCACUUUCUAUUAAACUUUAUUCUAAGAGGGAUUGGAGUUGAUCCCAGCUGACUACAUGCAAAGACAGGACACACACUGCACAGGUCACCGCUUCAUCUCUGAGCAAACACCAAGAGCCAAACAAAAACUCACAAUGUAAAUCUGCCAGGUAACCUCAAAUAUCUGGUUUCUGACUUUACACAUACUCAGGGAGAACAUGCAAACACCACACAGAAAGAGCCCGAAGGUUUUUUUUUUUGUUUUACAUAUAUAUCUGCUUAAAAGCUAC
Salarias fasciatus (jewelled blenny) is the source of this 2477-nucleotide messenger RNA. Its product is annotated as myeloid-associated differentiation marker-like protein 2. The transcript has 2 exons. The record is from RefSeq and is a predicted model, not a curated record. Lineage: Eukaryota; Metazoa; Chordata; Actinopteri; Blenniiformes; Blenniidae. Gene Ontology annotation, cellular component: membrane. Bases 42 to 962 code for a protein of 306 amino acids.